This is a messenger RNA of Anopheles coustani, 1108 nucleotides long. RefSeq names its product protein immune deficiency (gene imd). Gene Ontology annotation, biological process: signal transduction. The record is from RefSeq and is a predicted model, not a curated record. The transcript is spliced from 2 exons. Lineage: Eukaryota; Metazoa; Arthropoda; Insecta; Diptera; Culicidae. Gene Ontology annotation, molecular function: protein binding. The coding region runs from base 56 to 883 and encodes 275 amino acids.
UAAGACCUGUGGUGCUUGUUUAGAAUUAGUCAUUUUACUAAAAAUCGCUUAUAAAAUGGUCAAGUUUUCCGACAUUUUGGGGAAUUUGUUCAACAAAACUGGUUCUUCAAAGCUAGAAACAGACGCUUCUCCAUUGCCGCCAAGACCCAAAGGAAAUAAAGGCAACACACCGUCAACCAGCACCAGCAGUAUCACCACGCCAGAAGCAAACGGGGAUUCCCAAACCGGCGAUGCGGAUGCGCAACCCAUUGAAACACUACGACCGGAUAACUCGACGCUUGUACCUGCGUUCCCUAACGCCCUGCAACCGAUGCCGGACGGUAGUCUCACGCCAGCCUCCAGCGUUGUGAACAAUUUUCAGCAAAACACCCUUGCGGCACCACAAACAUCCAUAUCAAACACAACUGGAAUGCAAGUUUUCCAGAUCAAAAACUCUAGCAAUCUCCACAUCGGCAACAGUUUCACCUUCAACAAUCCAGUAAAGGAUGAAUGUGCCUCAACGAGCGGUUUAUCGCAGGCGUCCAACGUAAAGUGGGCCAAUUUAAAGCUAUCCAAUACCAUUUCACAAAUGAUGUUGAGCCAGGAAGAGGUGGACACGGAAGUCUUGGAUGUCAUUUCCCGCCAUUUGGGUUACGAAUGGAAGAGAUUUGCUCGUAGGCUGGAGUACUCGGAUGGACAAAUUGAUGCAUUCGAAGCAGAUCAUCCGACACUGUCGGAGCAAAUCUAUCACUUUGUACUAGAUUGGACUCGAAACGAUGAUGAUCCGACUUUGGGCAGACUUGUUACGCUGUUAUGGACUAAUAAACAUAAAGAAACAGUGUACUACAUCAAGCAAAUUUGGAAGAAGAAAAAAGAAGCCUAUAUCAAUGAAAGUAAUAGUUAAGAUCUCUACGUUUCACAACAUUCCACAUCAAACGAGAUCAUAAUUAAGCUUUUUUACCAUUAGAUUGUGAUACGGACAGUAAUGUUGUUCGAAAUAAGUGCCUUUUCCAAUUACAAUCCAAAUUUGUAUGCUUCAAGCGUUUUACGAAAAUAAUUAUACGGUUAUUCAAUUACAAAUUAAAUAAAGAAUACAUUAAGAGUAAAAAAAACAUGAAAAAAGUCUCUU